AUGGAAAAGUGUUGGAAACUGUUCACAAUUACGCUCAUAGUUAUAUUUUCCCUGCUUACAACAGUGGAAUCGACAGUUCCUCAACCCAGAGCACCAAAUUUCCAAUAUUUUGAAAGGCCAAAAUAUAGAUACCCGUACUACGACGAGAAUGGAAAAGGAAAACUGUUAUAUGGCUAUGGAGGACCUGAAUUGUAUCAAUAUAAAUCUUAUUCACCGUUAGAAGGGAUUCAUUAG
This is a messenger RNA of Leptosia nina, 234 nucleotides long. NCBI's taxonomy places the organism in Eukaryota, Metazoa, Arthropoda, Insecta, Lepidoptera, Pieridae. The record is from the annotation of a GenBank genome assembly.